AUGCUUCAAAGCUUUCUUUUGUUAAGUAUCAUCGUUACCACUUUGGUGCAAGCUGGGUAUACGCUUGAAAAUUCAGACAUCGAAGAGAGGACAAGAACAUUUAGCGAUCUUUCAACUAGUGAUGCCGUCACCGUCGAUCCUUCUGCCGCUCAAGUUGUGCCGAUACAUCAAAACAACGACAGUGGUGCAGGGCGUGACAACCCAAAAAUGAUCAUGCGCUAUCCUGACAUUCGUGAUAAUCAACAUCUUCGGUCCCACAAUGAGCACGAGGAGCGCGAAGAUGAUGUGUGGGGGCCCAUUUUUCAAGUCAUCGGCAUAAUGACAGUCGCAUUAUUGUUUCUUCAUGUUUUUUGUAUAUGUCUAUGUUGA
Messenger RNA from Plasmopara halstedii, 369 nucleotides. RefSeq lists its product as uncharacterized. The transcript has a single exon. Bases 1 to 369 code for a protein of 122 amino acids. Lineage: Eukaryota; Oomycota; Peronosporomycetes; Peronosporales; Peronosporaceae. The record is from RefSeq and is a predicted model, not a curated record.